AUGGCCGAGAGUACGAAGCGCCAGAAUAAUGCAGCAGGAAAAGCUCCGGUUGCGACGCCUAAUGUUGGCCAGCUCGUAGCGCUCGAGACUGCGAUGAGUGGAGCUAUUGGUGGAAAAGUUCGCGUCCAAACCACCGUCUCCGCGCAUCCCACCCUCGAAGGCACCCUCUACACUAUCUGCCCCCUCACCCACAUCGUCGCCCUCUCCACCACUCCUCCAAACACAAUCCAUCACCUCCUCUCCCUCCCAUCUAUAACAACGCUCACCAUCCUCUCCCCACCCCCCUCAGUUCCAGCGCUCCCACCGUACCUCUCUACCACGGCCCUCCACGCCCGCGCAGCAGCCGCUCUGCAGCGCGCCCACGAAAAAGCUAGCAGGGUCAAUAGGAAUGUCAGUAAAGAAGCGCAGGAGAUAUUCGAUGCGAUCAGCAGGAUGUUGCCGACAAGGUGGGAUGGGAAGGAUAUUGUGGUCAUGGAUCAGGUUGUCGUCAAGGGCCCAGGGUAUAGAAGUGAGGACUGUAGGGCGGGGAAAGAGGCUGGGUCGGCGUUGGCUAGGGUGAAAAAGGUGCUCGAGAACGAACGCAAGAAACUUGCGCAGCGCGAGCCCAAGGUGCCCAAGCCUGUCAUACCGGCCGUUCCUGCCAUUCCAACUUUCUCCGGAGGACCCAGGAAGGGAGGAUGA
Molecule: messenger RNA, 681 nt
Organism: Letharia columbiana
Lineage: Eukaryota; Fungi; Ascomycota; Lecanoromycetes; Lecanorales; Parmeliaceae
Exons: 3
Coding region: 1-681 (226 amino acids)
Source: RefSeq, a predicted model, not a curated record